UCGGGCCACACUUUGGCAUGUGACACCGGCUCAGCAAGUUCCCGGGUUUCAAGGUUCCGUUCUGAUGGUGAACUUGCUGACGCUACGCGGGAACUCACGACUGGACGACGAUUUGCCGCUUGCUCUCCUCGUGUGUUGACAAGUGUUUAAAAUUAUGGAGAACGAGUUAUUGUGGCCCAGGAGUGUUAUCAGAUAUUUGUGCGAACUGGUAGAAGGGCACAGAUUCCUCUGGGACCCACAAAAUGUGGACUAUCCCAAGCAUAAACUCAGAUUGAAAGUGUUUGGUGAGAUAGCCCAGGAAAUCAAGGCUCAAUACCCAGCGAUGACCACUUUGACUGCAGAUCAAGUUCGUGCUAAAUUUAAGAAGCUGAAGGCAUACUUUCUGCGAGAGCACAAAAAGAUACAGUCAGCACCAAGUGGCUCAGCAGGCAAGGCACCUACAAAAUGGGAAUAUUACGACUGCCUUGCAUUCCUAAGUCCAAGUGAGGAGCUCACAACAGAGGCAAGCUAUUUUAUAGUGUGCUUCAAAACUCUGAUUGGGGUGAUAAUGGAACCUUCAUUACCCAUGCCAGAAUUUCCACCUGAAGAGUCAUCCAUCUAUUUAGUUGAAGAAGCCAGUAUAUGUGAGGGACUUGAGGAAACUGGUUUUGAAACGGACCAGAUCAGUCAUUCCACUGAACAAGCCAAACAGGUGACUGCAAAUGAUCUUGCUGAUGCCUUGAGGACAUUCAGUAAGAAACACAACCCUGGGUCACUUACAAGUUCAGCUUCAUCAUCCCUUCUGACAACUCCAUCAUCAUCUAGUCCAGUUUUGUCAGCAGCUGAAGGCCAGCCUAGGUGUUUGUCUUCGAAUGCCAUGAAGAGGAAACGAGCCAAGGCAUAUGAUUCAGCACUAGAAGUUGCAUUACAAAUGAGUGCGCAAGAACCACCGACCCCUUCAUUCUCCAAGUGUGCUGGGUCAAUGAUUGAAAAUAUCAUAAAUCUAGUUCCAUCACACAUGCAGUAUGAACUUAGUUUUGCUAUUUUGAAUAGUGCUCAAAAGGUAUAUGAGGAUUUUGUAAAAAAAAAAAAUUUGUAAUAACAUUUUUUAGCAUUUGUACAUUUAUAACAUUUUCUGUCAUUAUUGCAUUCAGCUGAUAUUUUUGGUUAAGUAAAAUAAGUCCAUAA
Portunus trituberculatus (swimming crab) is the source of this 1167-nucleotide messenger RNA. RefSeq lists its product as uncharacterized. Bases 155 to 1078 code for a protein of 307 amino acids. The record is from RefSeq and is a predicted model, not a curated record. Lineage: Eukaryota; Metazoa; Arthropoda; Malacostraca; Decapoda; Portunidae. Gene Ontology annotation, cellular component: transcription regulator complex; nucleus. The transcript is spliced from 3 exons. Gene Ontology annotation, biological process: regulation of transcription by RNA polymerase II.